Cercopithifilaria johnstoni is the source of this 837-nucleotide messenger RNA. Lineage: Eukaryota; Metazoa; Nematoda; Chromadorea; Rhabditida; Onchocercidae. The record is from the annotation of a GenBank genome assembly.
AUGAGAGUACUUCUGGAUGCACGCCAGAAGCUCGGAUAUGCUUGGAAAAAUCCUGAGAGGCAAAAAAAUGUUGAUGCUGUUAUGAGGUUUACAGCAUCAGAUAUGAUGCGAGGUAUUGAUCAGUCUACUUUUGCCGAAAUAGCUCCUCUAAUACGAGAUUUUUGGGAUGAUGUAUCAAUCAAGCAAACAUAUGAACAACGAAAUCUCUUCCAGAUUUCUGAUUCUUGUAUGUAUUUUUUCGACCAUAUCAAUCGAGUAGCAAUGCCAGAUUAUUCUCCAACAAAUCGGGAUAUAUUAUUCUGUCGGAAAGCUACACGAGGAAUAACUGAACAUGUUUUUGAAAUACAGCGAAUUUCAUUUAGAUUUAUUGAUGUUGGUGGACAGCGAUCACAGCGACAGAAAUGGUUCCAAUGUUUUGAAGGUAUUACAAGUAUACUAUUUAUGGUCGCUUCAUGUGAAUAUGAUCAAGUGAUUCUUGAAGAUCGAAGGACGAAUCGUGUUGUAGAAUCGCGAUCUGUUUUUGAAACAAUUGCUAAUAAUAAAUCAUUCGCUAACGUUUCCAUUAUAUUGUUUAUGAACAAAAGUGAUUUGCUUGAAGAGAAGGUUUCAAAAUCGGAUAUCCGACAGUACUUUGCUGAUUUCGCGGGCGAUCACAAUAGUUUGCAUGAUGUUCAAUUCUUUCUGGUGAAUAAAUUUGAGAAUUGUCGACGUGAUAGACGACGGCCAUUUUUUUAUCACUUUACGACAGCUGUAGAUACGGAAAAUAUCAGACGUGUAUUCAAAGAUUGUCGUGAAACUAUUCUGGAGCAAAAUUUAAAAGCAUUGAUGAUGCAAUGA